This is a messenger RNA of Ylistrum balloti, 3134 nucleotides long. RefSeq lists its product as uncharacterized. The coding region runs from base 156 to 1928 and encodes 590 amino acids. NCBI's taxonomy places the organism in Eukaryota, Metazoa, Mollusca, Bivalvia, Pectinida, Pectinidae. The transcript has 6 exons. The record is from RefSeq and is a predicted model, not a curated record.
AGCAUGACUAGACCAAGGAAUCACGUUUCGCUUUAUCAUAAAUGUAGAUGAUUUGUCGUGAUCGCAAUAGGCUAGUAAUAACCAUCACGAAGGAUACUGACGGAACUCCAUAAAUACCACACUGUCACCACAAGAGUGUUGGUGUUGAAGUGUCCAUGGCUGGUGUAGACUACUGCACAGUCCUUCCAUCCUGGGAGUUUGACAAGGACCCAGCUUGUGUUGUCUCUUACCUGUUUGAUAGUAUAGAUGGAUCAUUGGAGACCAGUGGGACAGAUUACAUCCCCCCUAAUAACUUCAUGGACAGCUGUUUGACCUUGGAAUGUGCCAGUAAUGACCAGCUGACUGGAGACUCCAGGGAACCUUGUACACUCUCCAUAACUAGUAAACCACAGUACCGAGUCAGUGUUCUAGGGGUGGACAUUAUCAGUCAAUCCAGGUCACUGGAGGUUUAUGACACCUGUGAGGGGUACAUGACAACAUCAAGGGGCAAGCGUAUGCCUUGCUUAGACGCAGAAGGUGGAGAAAACCAGAGUGACAUGUUUAGUUGUCGUGUCCGACUCAGAGAGACCUUAUUUGGAUUUACACUCAAGUUUCCUAGCACCAGUAACAUGAAGAGGUUCAAUAUCUACAACAUUGUGCUGAUCCUUAACCCAGAGGCAGAGGAUGUUGAUAAUGUAGAGGUUUCAUCGUCCUUCAACAUGGAUAAAGUCAAAAGUUUUGUGGACACAGAUACAAUGUCACCAGCAGCACAACAGCUCAUGAGAUCAGUGGAACAAUUCCAACUGAACAAAAAAAGUGCUGUGUCAGGUCUUCAAGGAAUGCUUGGUCAAACAUCACAGGCAUCUGCUGGCUCCCCUCGACCAGGAAUGAUGGAGCUAAUGGGUCUCAUGUCCAUGUUCUCUAACAUGUCUACUACAACCCAGUCUGGUUCACAGGGCAUCCAAAGAGACACCACACAAUCUGGCCAGUUAGGGUUUAGGGAUACUCCUCUGGUAGGUAACCACUCAGAUUCAAGGAAUAUUUCUGAAGCGGGAACAUCUAGAUUAGGAUUCCGGAAUAAUAAUGACGAUUUAAAUAAACCCUUAGUUACUAAUGAUAAAACAGAAACACAUCAUCAAACUGAUUCAACGUCAGCAAAUCAGGCAAAUAUGUUCGCAAUACCGUCACUGAAUGUAUCUGGAUCAAGAGAUUCUGCAGUAGGAUCAUUCCCUGAGAACUCUAAUGAUAGGGUGGAAGAAGGAGAUAUGUACCAGAUGUUAAAAAACAUAUGUGGCAAAGUGUCUCAGACCAGAACAGUUCAUCUUGAUGGGAACAACGAAACUCCGGAGAGCAGAACUGAUCAAAGCCUGUUGAACAACUCUCAAAGUCGGUCUGAAGAAGACACUGGGGAGGCAGGUCAAAGGUCACAGAAUGAUGAUACAGGAGGCCAGAAAUUUACACCGGACACAUUGAGGACAGUGGUGAAAAGCUGUAUGGGGGAGUUUGAACUCCGACUCCAGACCCAUUUAGAUGAAAGACUCUCUCAAAUUGAACAGAAACUGAAUGACAAACUUGAUAAAAUAAUGGAAGUGAUACAGACAGCAACAAUAGGCAGUUCUUCUUCACCACCUCAAACACCAAUAUGCAAUCACACCAACACAAUCACAAACACUAAGGAAGCAAAACACAAUUCUCAACAAGGAGCUUCACACAUACCCAGAGAGAAAGCAUCACAUGUAUUCACAGAGAGUAACAAAUCUAUGCACGCAGAGGAAACGGCACAGAAACCCUCAAAGGACAACACAAACUUAUACACACAAGUACAUACAAAUAUGCCCUCAGAGGAAGCAAAUGAACAAUCUUUAAAUAUGCAAACAGAUAGUUCAGAUUGUAGGUACCAUCCAAACAAUUCACCAGUUAUGAAUGAUGAAAACGGUGAAAAUUCUUGAAAGAUUGUGAUUGAAGCAGUAAACUAAACACACAAAAAAUCUUGGUAGUUCACUGGAAAUGUCUGACGGUAUUACGAAACAACAAUCCAGAGGGAAUUCCUAAUACUAACGGGCCAGUACUAAACAGGGGCAAGGAGGGCCACAGACUCUCGCACAUCUAUGACCAAGUGUUAAACAAAGCAUAGCCGAAUUGACUACAGUACAUUAUUACAAUCUUGUGUAUUGUUUGGUCUAUAAUCUGUUUACCAUCUUGUCACAUUGUUUCAACUUUAGUGUACAUAGGAUUAUAGUAGAAGCGAAUAUGUUGCUUGGUUCCUUACCAUCUCGUAUGCUUGGUACGUCAGUGCUAGUAGCUCCACACUGGACAUUUGUCUGAUGAAGGUGACCAUGUAGUCAUUAAAACAUCACACACUAAUCUGCUACUGGUUGUGUUAUAAGAACUUCUAUUUUCGAAAUUGGAAAAAAAUCAUAAUGGCUGCCAUGUCGUCAUAGGAUGAAAUCUUAAAAAGGGGAUACCUCAAAAAUCAUGUAAUUGUAUUAUUUGUAAAAACGCUGGGUGGCUAAUGUCUAGUGUCUUUAUAUUAUAACAAAAAGGUAAAAAAAAGUCCUUGCUGGUCGGUCAAAAGUCAAAUUUGUUUAACCUCUUUAUUUUUUCUUUACCUUUUUGGGAAAAUUGUUGCACUAAGGAUGUAAAUUUGAUGUACCAUUUACUAUUAAGGUUGUAUGACAAUUUGAAUCUUUCAUCUGUUCUUUGUAAAAUAGAAACAAUAUGAUAAAAACUAUGUGUGAGAAGAAUGUUGUGCUACACGUGGCUGCCAUUUUAACAUAAUGGCAUAAUGCAAUAUCAAAAUGGCCAACAUGAUAUCAUAUCCGUUUUUACCAAAUUUGCUAUAACUCAAAAACAGAUUAAUCUGUUUCAGUUAUGGAUACAUUUUGUGAAAACAUCAGAAAAACAUUUUCCACAUGAAUCACUUUAGUAACAAAGUUGAAAAGAAGAAAACUUCAUAAGUUCUACAAGGUCUAGAUUCUUGAUAAUUUAUAUGUAAGCUCUGAUUGUUGUCUAUCAAGUUUAUUAAAAUAAGUGACAUUGAGUCUUGAGUCUUGGAUUCUUACUCUCUUACUCAUAAUCAGGAGGUACAGGGUGAUGAUAUUUGGUUUGUUUUGUGGUAUCAAAAGUAAUAAGAAACUGGAGACCCAAGGGUCUAA